Molecule: messenger RNA, 3564 nt
Organism: Branchiostoma floridae (Florida lancelet)
Lineage: Eukaryota; Metazoa; Chordata; Leptocardii; Amphioxiformes; Branchiostomatidae
Product: serine/threonine kinase-like domain-containing protein STKLD1
Exons: 24
Coding region: 121-2061 (646 amino acids)
Biological process (GO): protein phosphorylation
Molecular function (GO): protein binding; protein serine/threonine kinase activity; ATP binding
Source: RefSeq, a predicted model, not a curated record
ACUUUCACUCAACAGGUGGGUGCGCGCGGUGCAUGUCGGGUAGGGUUAGUGGUUGUCUGCUGCGGGUGUUCAGUGCGCAUGCGCGUGCCGAAUGUUUAGUGUGGUUACCGAGAACACGACAUGGAGAACUACAAGGUGUUACAAAGGUUAGGGAAAGGCGCACAGGGCUCUGUUUUCCUGGCAGAGAAUAGGAUCGACGGUCGGAAGUAUGUUUUGAAGAAGGUGGAGUGUAACGAUGAAAGCGAGGCAAACAAAGCAUUUAAGGAGGCUAUGGCCCUCCAGGAACUCAAGAACCCAUACGUGUGUGGGUACAAGGAGUUCUUUGUCACUUGGGACAAGGAGGAGUCUGCCAUGUUUGUGUGUAUAGUGAUGGAGUAUUACAAGAUGGGAGACCUGGACAAGGUCCUCAGGCAGAAGAGAUCCAAGAAGGAGAGCAUAGAAGAACUGAUUCUGAAGAAGUGGCUUGGGCAGAUGAUCGAGGCUCUUGUGUUUGUGCACAAGAAGGAAGUGAUCCACAGGGACCUAAAGCCCAGUAACAUCUUCAUGACAGAGGACCUGUCCAUAUCUAUAGGAGACUUUGGUGUGGCUACUGUCAUGGGGGAUGCCAGGACCAAGACUAGGACCACUGUCGGGUCUAUGAACUGGAUGGCACCAGAGGUUCUGGAGAGACCGUAUGAUGAGAGAAGCGACGUGUGGUCACUUGGCUGCAUCACUCUGGAGAUGACUACCUGUAGCUUCAUGGAUACUCCCCAGGCCCAGGCUACCCUGUUUGAGAUCAAACACUCCCCACAGAUCCUGGAAGAUGUUCUGGAGGAAGUAGGAAAGAGAUAUUCAGUUGACUUAGUCCAACUCAUCAGGACCAUGCUCAGAAGAAACUUCAAGCAGAGACCAACUGCAGUAGAACUAACAGACAUCCCGUAUGUAAAAGAAGCUCUGGGCCUCAGUAGUUCCGCCUUGGUGGCCAGAAAGAAAGCAGCAACAAAAGGAAUAGAAGCAAAACCAGUACCAAAGGGAAAAGGAAUCAAGGCAGUUAUAGAGUACCUGAAGGACCAAGAACAGCUUGAAGAAAGUGUGAAGGAAGCUUUGGUAUAUCUAGGAGAACUCACCAAGGAACAAGAUUCUGUAGUUGACGAGGCAGGGAAGAAAGUCAUUGUGUCGUGUAUGAGAACUAACAUGUCCAACGUCGGCAUCCAGACUGAGGCCUGCAACGUCCUGCAGAACCUCGUUGUCACAGCGGAAGAUGGGGAUAUCCUGUACACCAAAGACGUCAUUGCUCCCGUUCUGCUUGCCAUGAGGUCUCACGCAGCCUCUGCCAGCCUGCAGUCUGCUGCAGCUCAGCUCAUCAUGGCCCUGUCUGGAGACGAGAGUGCUGCUGAUGUGAUUGGCCAGGCAGGAGGCGUCCAAGACGUCCUAGCAGCCAUGAGACAGUUCCCUAAUGACCAGAAGCUCAUCACCAACUGCUGCGGUGCCUUAUGGAGCCUUGGUGUCAAUGAGAACAAUGCCAAAAUCAUGACGGAGGAGAAAGGCCUGGCUGACGUCUGUGGCGCCCUGGACGGUCACGGUGACAUCGCCCAGCUGGUGGACUACGCCUGCUGUGCUAUCUGGUCACUCUCCAUGGAGGAUGACAACAUUGAGAUGAUGGCAGACCUGCAGACAGUCAAACUCACGCUCAACUCAUUGAAGACCCACAAAAAGGAUGCCAAAGUUGCCAAGAAUGCCUGCAUGGCCAUGGCCAGUAUUGUGGAAGCUGAUGUGGAAUGUGCGUACCAAAUGCAGGGUCCCACCUUCCUUCCAGAGGAGAGCGCGUACCGGCUGCUGGAGAACGACGGCGAGGCCGGGAUUCCCAUCGUCCUGGAGACGUACGAGCUGCACAAGGACAACCCCGAGGUCGUGGAGAACGUCUGCACGCUAAUCAACGAACUUGCCCAGUACAAUGACCUGUGUGAAGAGCUGAAGGCAGCCAAGGCCGACAAGAUCCUGUCUGAGGCUAAGAUCAAGUUUGCUUCCAAUGAGGAGAUACAGAGUUACACUGAGGAGGCGCUGGAAAAAUUGGGCCAAUGAGACAGACAUGUUGAAUCAAUGGGCGUGGAUAUCAUGGGUCCAGUCACAGAGGCUCUUCGCAAGAUGGCCGGGGGUGCCACCCAGAAAAAGGAGAAGAAAGCUGGCAAGACAUAAGACUUCUAAUAACUUCUCAUAUGUCAUCAUGGUGAACACAGAAAAUUACAAUAUGGGAACCACACAUCUUUUACUUAUUGUGACUAAGAUUUCUGACAGUCAACUGUUAAACUUGAGUAUACAUUGUUUUGUGAGAAGAUAUGAUUUUACAUACUUUAAGAAAAUAAGAAAAUGAUGAUGAUGUCAUGAAACAAACUCACAGUUACCAGGAAUUUUCCACUAUGGUGAUGUGUACUAGGAAGGUACAUGUGGGAAGGGAACUGGAGGGAAUAUUCCAGCAAGAGAAUUUUUACAAGAAAGUCAAGGGGAAAAGUAGGUAUACUGGGAUCAUAUCUUGACUUUCAGAAAUUGGACCAUUUGACACAGCUAAACUACAUUGUAUAUCCCCUCCACCAAGCCCUUGGUAUUCUUGCCCUAUAAAAGACCAGAAACCACAGACCAGGUGUGUUACUGGGUUUUAACAAUCCAGUCUUCCAGUGACUGGAUGUCAGACAUUGUAGCAACAAAAUUGGUUGCCUCAUGAUUCAUGUCCUAAUCCGUCUAAGUUGCCCUUUCGAACUUGUAGUCGUAGGAGGCACAGUCCAGGGUCAUCAUCCUUUCUUCCACAGAAUGCCAUUGAACGACUCAUACUGCCAACUUCUUGGACACAAGCGUGAUUCUUUAAGAUACCUGUAUAAUUCAAACAACCCCCUUAUUACAGGGGUGGAUCAUUGGCCAUUAUUUUCUGAUAAAAAGGGAUGCAUACCUUACCUCGCAUUCUGGUUUGGGUCUGGAUUCAGGUCCAGAUGUUUAGGUUCAAGUCUGGACUUACAUGGUUUUAGAUGGUUUAGAACAAAGAGGUGAAUAUAUUUCAAAGUUUAUUGUAAGUCCAGACUUGUUUCCUGACAUUUAGGUUUUGUUGGACCUGAACCUAAAUGUUUUUACAAGUCCAGUUCAGAUCCUUAUUUUAGGUAUGCAUCCCUACCUGCUAAAAUCUCAGUUGUAUAUACGUUCAGUACUAUUCAUGUAGAGGGUGGACAACAGGGUGGACUCCACCAGGGUGUCAUAAUCAAUUAAACACCUGUUUAGGCUGCAACAAUUCAUUUUCUUGGUUCUCCAACAGUGAAAAAUUAAGCUAAAAGAUAACAUAAAACAGGUGGCUGGGAGGAAAACUUGAUUCUGACCGUAUCCUCUCCCUGAAGCUGUGUAUACCAAGGCACAGACCUGUUGCUCUGUUUCCAUCUGAUCUUCUGGAUUCAGCAUUAUUUUUGGUCAAAUUCGAGAACCAACAAAUAUUGGAUUGUUGUGGCCUUUUAUAAAUCAGGUGGCACAAAUGCUGUAUAUAAGAGGUGCCUGGGCAAAUAUCCUUAACAAAUGAUCACUUCCAGAGAUAUAUUUUUGACUAAUUGU